This is a messenger RNA of Lithohypha guttulata, 528 nucleotides long. RefSeq lists its product as uncharacterized. The transcript is spliced from 3 exons. Gene Ontology annotation, cellular component: fungal-type vacuole; plasma membrane. Bases 1 to 528 code for a protein of 175 amino acids. The record is from RefSeq and is a predicted model, not a curated record. NCBI's taxonomy places the organism in Eukaryota, Fungi, Ascomycota, Eurotiomycetes, Chaetothyriales, Trichomeriaceae.
AUGCUGCAGGCUGCAGGUGGCGGUAUCGCUGCAAGCGCGGGCAGGCAGGGAAGCGCACUACUGUUGGACGCUGGUAACGGACUUAUCGUUGCAGGAAUAGCCUUUCAGGUUUUCACUAUGAGUAUCUGUGGCCUCCUAAUUCUGGACUUUGCGAUACGUUUCUGGCGCUCGAAACCAGGCCAUGCUAGCGAUACUCUCACCCCCGAAAAGACUGCAUAUCAGAUGGAUCUAGGGGACGCAAAGAAGAUGACGAGUCUCAAAACGUUUUGCUGUGCUAUAGUCAUUGCCUACCUGACGGUCCUGAUCAGAUGCAUUUACAGAUUGCCUGAGAUGGCUGGUGGUUGGGGCAAUCCACUCAUGCAGAAGGAAAAUGAGUUUUUACUUUUGGACGGCAUAAGGAUGAUCGCCAUUGCCGCCCUUGCUUUAACUGCUGCCCAUCCAGGGAUUUUCUUUCAGCCAAUGAGGAGAUUUGCAACGAAGAAGAUCCCGGACAGCCUGGAGCAGUCAGUGCAAAGCCAGGAAAAGUAG